Messenger RNA from Haplochromis burtoni (Burton's mouthbrooder), 1381 nucleotides. RefSeq lists its product as uncharacterized. Lineage: Eukaryota; Metazoa; Chordata; Actinopteri; Cichliformes; Cichlidae. The record is from RefSeq and is a predicted model, not a curated record.
AUUUGACGUAGACGUGACGUCGACGUAAAGCGCGAAAUUUGACUGGCGGUCGGAAGUGAAAAAGAUAAGCGCAAAAUCACAGACAGACAGUACGCAAAAUGCCUAUGUCCUGUUGUGUUUACGGAUGCUCCAGUAGGUCGACCCGAGAAACUGAUAAACGGUAUUUUAGGGUACCAAAAAUAGCCCAACGAAGAGGAGAAAAAUGGAAAAUUCUAACCGAAAAACGUAGGAAAAAAUGGAUUUUAAAUUUACGUUUACAGUCGGGAGGAGCAGAGUCUGCCAAUGCCCGUGUCUGCAGCGACCACUUCGUCAGAGGCUGCCCAAGUGCUUUGGAUGACGAAGAGUCGGAGGACUGGGCUCCGACGGUCAAUCUCGGCUACGAACGAAAACCCAGAUCGGAAUCAGUUCUCAAACGAGAGAAAAGAAUGAAGCUUAAGGCAGAACAGCAUCGAUGUGCAGAGGCGAUUUUGGAUAUGCAACAGACGGCUGAGAGCCCGGAUUUGAGCCUAGUGACAGUGGAGAACCCCGAACUGCAGCUUCCAGCUGAGAAUCCACAACCAGAAGACUUCAGUGUGAAUGAGACAUUCACUUAUCCAGGCUGUGCGGAUGCUGGAUGCCAGACAGAGCUGACGAUGGAUGACAUCGAGAAGAUGGAGGAUGUUUUGAGACAGAACACAGCAGAGCUGGUUGAUCUUCGGAGCAAGGCUCUGGACACACAGUUCAGCCAGGAGGCUUUUGAAAAAAAUGAAGACAAGACAAAGUUCUACACAGGGCUCCCCAACUUCUUAGUUUUAAUUCAGAUUUUUGAACUGUGCGAGCCCUAUAUCACCUCGGGACCUAUGUCUUUGUUGUCCAAAUUUGAACAAUUCAUACUAGUUUUGCUGAGGCUGAGACUAAAUCUGCCCCUGAAAGAUUUAGCUUUCAGGUUCAAUAUUUCUCUGUCCACUGCUUCUAGAGUUUGGCAUAAAGUAAUUGACAUACUUCAUAAAAGGUUAGAGUUCCUAAUUGAGUGGCCAGAGCGACAUGUUCUUCAAGCUACGAUGCCACUGAGUUUCAGACAGGCAUUUGGAUGUAAAGUGGCUGUGAUUGUUGAUUGCUUUGAAGUCUUUAUUGAGAGACCAUCUAAUCUUCUUGCACAAGCUCAAACUUGGUCCAACUACAAGCACCAUCACACUGUAAAAUUUUUGAUUGGUGUUGCCCCCCAAGGCUACGUCACUUACAUAUCUUCUGCCUGGGGAGGGAGAAUUAGCGAUAAGCAGAUCACAAUAGAGAGUGGCCUCCUAAAGAACUUGUUACCUGGAGAUAUUGUCCUUGCAGAUCGUGGGUUCAAUAUUGGCGAUAAUGUGGGGUUUUACUGUGCUUCACUACAGACACCGGCAUU